CAGUUCAACCAUGCUGCAGUAUCUAUCGCGGAAGGUCGUCCUUAGUUAAUAUUGGCCAUUGAGGGAAUCUAACACCGAUUGAAACCACGGUGUGUAAAAUUCAAACGACCUUUUGAUGGAGUUUUGUUCAAACAAGUUUGAACAGUCGGUCCGGUUUGCUGGUAUGAAGAAGGGCUGCAUGCGGAAGAGCCGCGAGUCUUAACGAGGAAGAGCCGGUGUCUCUGGAUGGCUGCGAACUCCACGGCCGAUGGGGAAGAGGAGGAGGACAGAACCCUGUGGUCCAGACCCCUUGCUCUAAAAUGGAUCCCCAUGCUGUUCAUGGGCACCUGCCUCCUCUACUGUUCCCGGAUGACCCUGCCAGUCUGCGUCGUCUCCAUGGCAGCCACUUUUCAGUGGAGUAAAAUUGAGUCCGGGCUGGUCCUGGGUGCAUUCUUCUGGGGCUACUGCUUCACACAGAUCCUCGGCGGCCAUGCCAGUGACAGAGUUGGAGGAGAGCGUGUUCUGUUCCUCUCAGCAGCUUCCUGGGCUCUCAUCACCACUAUGACCCCUCUGCUGGCUCAUCUUGGCUCUCACACCCUCGCCGUCAUGACCAUGGCCAGAAUCCUGAUGGGACUUCUCCAGGGUGUCUUCUUCCCAUCUUUGGCGAGCCUCUGCUCGCAGCGUGUAACAGAAGGGGACAGAGGAUUUCUAAUGAGCGCCAUGCAAAGUGGCAGCCAUUUUGGAACAUUGUUAGCAGGUGGGAUGGGGUCCCUGAUACGGGACCGGUAUGGAUGGGAAAGCAUGUUCUACAGUACCGGGCUCCUGUCUGGACUCUGGGCUCUCACAGUUUGGAAAUAUUUAUUAAAAGGUAAAGUUAUCCCAAAGCAGAUUUCCACAAAGAAUACCUCCCAAUCAUCUUGGUCCAGAAAACACUGGCUGAUUCUUUUCACAAGGCCCCCUGUCUGGGCCAUGAUGUUUGCUCACAUGUGCACAUGCGGCACCUUCUACACUCUGUUAUCAUGGUUACCCACAUACUUCAAAGAGUCCUUUCCUCAUGCUACGGAUUGGCUGUAUAAUGUCAUCCCAUGGCUAACUGCAAUUCCCUCAGCAAUUCUUGGAGGAAUUUUUUCAGACUUCCUCAUUAGCAGAGGAUAUGGUGUAUCAUCGGUUAGAAAAAUAAUGCAGUUCUGUGCCAUGGGCGUAUCCAGCAUGUUUGUAAUGAUGUUAUCUGGAUCGGUCACAUUCACCACCGCCCUGGUCUGCAUUUCUGCUGCUGUCAGUGCGUCCACCUUCACCAGCGGAGGAGUGUCUGUGAACGUACAAGAUCUCACUCCCUCAUGUGCAGGAGCUCUCUACGGUUUUAUGAACAUGAUGGGUGCUUUUAUGGGGCUGGUGUUGGUGUCUUUUUCCGGCUACCUGAUAGAGGUCACCCGGUCGUGGGCCACAGUCUUCUCCCUCAUCACUUUAGUAAAUGCUUCUGGUCUUGGGAUCUUCCUCAUCUUUGGAGAUUCUCAACGUGUCGACCAGCUACAUCAUUCACAGGUUAUUGUGAUUUGACACAGGCUUCUUGACAUUUGGAUGAUGGUGCUCUCCCAUCUUAACACAUGGUAGAAUAAAAAAUAAAUUACGGGUGAAAAUGAACAGACAUGGACUCAGACACUGUAUCUAUUACCUUUGGGUUGCUGAAUAUUUAUUUAGUAGAUUUGUACAAACAGUGACACCCACUGGUCAGAGAUAAAAUUAUGUGGUUACACGUUGCUUUUGCAUCAUGGCUUAGAUUUGAUCUAAGGAUAUCUGUUUUUGUUGUUCGUUAACUUCCCUUUUGUCCCAUGUUUUAAAGCGAAGCUUCACUGUUAUGAAUCUGUGGUGGGCUUCCAUAAGAGUUUGUAUAACUGACAGACAGCAGUGUACACCAGAUAAGUUACUCAAAUAAAGGUUGGAGUAACUUAUGAGACCACAUGAAACAUAUAAAUAUGUAUAUAUAUGUAUGUAUGUAUAUGAACACAUUUACAUCUUUAUACAUAUAUUUAUAUGAAUGUCCUUCAUUAAUGGAGAAUCAAAAUGUCAUGUUGUGUAUUAGCUUAUUGUCAUCAAGUGUCUGUUUAUUAAACUAAGUAAUGACUAAAGUGUUAAAAAGUUUACAUAUUUGUAAAAACAGAAAUUGCAAUUUUAUUUUUAUAUUUAAAAUAGAUAAGAAAUGUCUAAAUUAUUAUCCACUAACCUAUAAGAUUUUUUUCUUUAAAGAAUUCAUUUUCUAGCUUAUUUUUUAUUGUAUUUUGUUAUUGUUCUAUUAAAUACAAUCUGUUUCUUAUGUGGUACCAUGGAAACAAUAGCAAUAUCAAACAAACAAUGUUAUUGAAAUUAAAAAUUAAAAUCCCCAAAAAAGCUGAUAUUGUCCCAUGUGUAGUGAAAAAAUACUCAGCCUUCACACACUAAUGAGUCUUUAGUUUAUCGUCACCAUUCUGUAAACUGAUGCAAGUGCAUUUACUGCUUCUGUUUACCAUACCACUGUUAAAAAGAAAAUAAAAAAACAACCACUUGUAAUUUGUAAUUAUUAUUAUUAUUUUGGCUAAUUGCCACACUUCGGUUAUGUGUGUGUCCAUUCUUGAUAUGAUAUUGCCAAUGUUUUCUAUUUAAGAAAAUACAAAUACAUAAAUGAUAUAUACAAUCUAAAUUAUAAUAUAUAUACAUUCUUGGUUCUCUGCUUGAAUCAUCUGUUGAUGUAUAUAGUCAUUAAACUCUUUUAGGAUUUAUCCAAGAUGUUUAGUAUGUUUCUAAAUAAACCAUGUGCAACAUCAUCAACAAC
Molecule: messenger RNA, 2785 nt
Organism: Cololabis saira (Pacific saury)
Lineage: Eukaryota; Metazoa; Chordata; Actinopteri; Beloniformes; Belonidae
Product: voltage-gated purine nucleotide uniporter SLC17A9-like
Exons: 13
Coding region: 226-1536 (436 amino acids)
Biological process (GO): transmembrane transport
Cellular component (GO): membrane
Molecular function (GO): transmembrane transporter activity
Source: RefSeq, a predicted model, not a curated record